Messenger RNA from Cladocopium goreaui, 1740 nucleotides. Lineage: Eukaryota; Dinophyceae; Suessiales; Symbiodiniaceae. The record is from the annotation of a GenBank genome assembly.
UUGGGUUACAUACCCUCUGGUAGUUUCACAUCGCCAUGGAAGCCAUGGCCCAUUUCGUUCGGGUUUCCAUGGCUCGCAGCCAACGGCCGCGGUAGUAGACCCUGUGGACCUUGUAAAAACUCCCGUGGCAGACGUGGCAAAUGGCGCCACCGGCAAAGAAGGCCAAGACUUCUCCUCCCGUUGCUGUGGGCAACAUCUCGUCUUUUUUUGGGCCGAAAAAAGGAGCUGAGGCUAAGCAGGCUGCUUCACCCAAAGCCGCCAGUUCCCCUAGCCAUUCCGCUCCCAAGAAAGCACCCGAGGAGCCGCGGGCUUCGACACCGGUAGGCAGCCCCAGCCCAACAGCAUCCGGUGCACCAGGCCCUGCUGAAGCGACCACGACACCGACCAAAGUGGAGGUGAAGGAAGUGGCAGCGCGUAUCACGCCUGAAAAGCCAAGUCCUGUGGGCCGACGAGGACCUGCCACUCCCAUGAGCACAGGCAAGUUCCAUGGCUUUCAAGGUGUGAAACAAAGUAGCUGGCAACAGUACAAUGGCCUCUACAAAUUGCGGCUGAAGCAACUUGAAGGCGCUGCAAGAGAGGAAGCCUCGCGGCGAUGGAGCAUGCCCAAGAGCAGUUUCCUGACGGACCUGACGGGCUUCAUGAGCUUCUCAAAUCGCGAGGUCGUUGUAGUGGGAGUGCUCUUCAAGGACUUGAAAGGUAGACCUAACGUCAUUGAGGAGUACAAGGGAAGCAAAGCGUUGCUGAACCAAUGGAAGGAAGAUUCCUCGUGCCUCUACACAGAGAAGGAUACUCUGUGGCUGGAGGACGCAGUGAUGCGAGUGGAGUUGGAAGUGUCCAAGGAGCAUCUGGCUCGCCUGGCCACCGGCUUCGUUGUAGCACUGAAGGGAACCGCUACACAGGCUGGAACUUUCACCAUGAGCGACUUCUGUUUCCCAAGGAUGCCACUGCCAGCUCCCUUGGCUGCGCCGAAGAAAGAUGGGCCCUACCUGGCGCUGAUGUCGGGCUUGGACUUCGGUUCCGACAGCACGGCUGCCUCCGCGCGCGGCAAGGCCUUCGAGUUUCUGAAGGCCCAUUCCGUCCAGCAACUCGUGAUUUGUGCAGGAUUGCUGCCUGCGAAUGGGGAUGGGGAUCGUAUCAAGGCUGCCCUGCGGGAGAUCAACGUGGAACUGCCGCCCUUGUGCGAAAGCAUUGUGGUGCAGGUGAUGCCCGGCUUUGGCGAGCCCAGCAAUGCCUGCCUGCCGCAACUGCAGUUCCACAGCUCGCUUUUCCAGUUCCAAUCUUCGAACUUCAAAAGGGUAGGCAAUCCCUGUGGCUUCAAGCUGGGCCCCAUGGACAUCUUGGGGCACUCCGGGCAGCCCGUGAAGGAUCUCCUCCGAUGCGCCCAACUGGAGCCCAUGGAGGCCUUGGAGAUGUGUCUCAAGGCCCGGCACUUGGCUCCCACGGCUCCCGACACGCUGCCAACGCAACCCUUCGAAGAAUCGGAUCCCUUCGUGAUGGACGCGGUGCCACACCUCCUUUUCUCCGGUGGCCACAGCAAAGCGGAAACGAAGUGGUGUGAUGCUGGUGAGCAAAGAGGAACACAGUGCAUUUGUGUCCCAGCCUUUGCGAAGCAUCAUGCAGUGGUUCUCGUCAAUCUUCAAAAUCCUCGUGAGGUGCGAAUCGAGGACUUUGGCAGCUAACUUGUUGGGUCCGCCUGGGUAGUGAACAACAACUGGUUGGUGGUUUGGAAGAUUUUUUUCC